AAGAAGAAGAAGAAGAAGAGGCAACAGCAGCUCCGUGGUUCUGCAGUAGAACGGACACGACCGUACUGUUGUGAAUCGAGCAGAGAGAGAAAGAGAGAGAACGUGUGCGAAGGAACGUAAGGUAAAACGAGGAAACGACGGUCGGAAAAAACGUGUGUGCUACGCGUGUGCCGCGCUUGCGUGUGCGUGCGUGUGUGCCUAGCGCGCCCCGCGCCUGUGUGCGUGAGAGAGUGCGCGAGGAAGGUGUGCAAUAAUGUUCCGCUGUAUUCCGAUCUUCAAAGGCUGUAACAGGCAGGUGGAAUGCGUGGACAAACGCCACUGCUCCCUGCCUACCGUCCCCGACGAAAUCCUUAGGUACUCGAGAAGCCUCGAGGAGCUGCUGCUCGACGCCAAUCACAUUCGCGACCUGCCCAAGAAUUUUUUUCGACUUCAAAGGCUGCGAAAGCUCGGAUUAAGCGACAAUGAAAUCCACCGACUACCGCCUGAUAUUCAAAACUUUGAGAAUCUCGUCGAGCUCGACGUCUCUCGCAACGACAUACCAGAAAUACCGGAGAACAUCAAAAACUUGCGUUCCCUACAAGUUGCCGACUUCAGCAGCAAUCCUAUACCCAGGCUUCCUUCCGGAUUCGUGGAACUAAGAAAUUUAACAGUCCUUGGCCUCAAUGAUAUGUCUCUUUCACAGUUACCACCAAACUUCGGAGGUCUUGAAGCACUGCAGUCACUGGAAUUGAGGGAAAACUUGCUCAAGUCAUUACCCGACAGUCUUUCGCAGCUGAAAAAGUUGGAAAGGCUAGACCUUGGGGAUAAUGACAUCGAAGAAUUGCCGCCACACAUAGGUAAGCUACCUGCGCUUCAGGAGCUCUGGCUGGACCACAAUCAGCUGCAACAUCUACCCGUGGAAAUUGGCGAGCUGAAGACCCUCGUGUGCCUCGACGUCUCGGAGAAUCGGCUGGAGGAUCUGCCAGAGCAAAUCGGCGGCCUCGAGUCCCUCACCGACCUCCACCUCUCCCAGAACGUCAUCGAGAAGCUGCCCGACGGACUUGGUGAUCUCACCAAGCUCACCAUCCUCAAGGUCGAUCAGAAUAGGCUCUCGGUGCUCAAUGCUACCGUCGGCAGUUGCAUCAACCUCCAGGAGCUCAUACUUACCGAGAAUUUUCUGCUGGAGCUGCCCGUCUCAAUAGGGAAGCUAGUCAAGCUCAACAAUCUUAAUGUCGAUAGGAACAGUCUGCAGUCUCUGCCAACGGAAAUUGGCAACUUGAAGAAACUCGGCGUCCUGUCGCUGAGGGACAACAAGCUCCAGUAUCUACCGACGGAAGUUGGCCAGUGCACGGAUCUUCACGUCCUCGACGUCUCCGGGAAUAGACUACAGUAUUUACCAUAUUCCCUGAUAAAUCUAAAUUUAAAGGCCGUGUGGCUGAGCGAGAAUCAGGCGCAGUCGAUGCUCACCUUCCAGACGGACGUCGACGAGGAAACCGGCCAAGAAGUGCUCACGUGCUUUCUCCUGCCUCAACUCGAAUACCAUAACGACGAGAGCUCGCGUCUUGGCGCGAUUGUCGGCGUGCGGAACAACAACACGUCCUCGGCCUCGGCGACCUCGGCCGCCGGAACUGCUGGCGAGAUGCGCGAGAUCGGGGCCGGGAGCAGCGACGAGGAAGCCUGGUCGGAGCGGGAGCACUCGAGGACGCACUCGGUGAAGUUCUCGGAUGAGCCACCGGAGGCCGACAAGGAGACUCCAUUCGUCAGACAGAACACUCCUCAUCCGAAAGAGCUGAAAGCAAAAGCUCACAAGCUCUUUAGCAAAGGAAAGAACGACAGUCGUUCUGGCUCCGCGGACGAACAGGACGUCUCGCAAACGUUCGGCUUGGACAAGGUCGAGGCCGACGCCUUCAUGCACGAGGAUUUCAAUCGCUCCUUCGUUCAGCGGGAGGCCCAGGCUGCAGGCGUCUGCGAGCUGCCGAGGGCGGCCCCGAGUCCCGUUCAAAAGGAGUCGGCCAACGGCGGGGCGCACGCCGCCGUCACUAAGCCAGAGGCCAUCGGUUUUGAUGCAUUUACAAUAAGCUUAUUUUCAUACAUCGUAAUUAGCAAAAACUUGACGAAAGAAAGUAAAAAUUGUAUGGCGAAAAAAGGGUCGCAACUACUGAAUAUUGAAGUGUUAGUCGUAAAAGACGAAGAUGUGCAUACGAGGCGCGUUGUGAGCGAGGGAUCCUGUUUGCAGGACGCGGAGAUGGAAGAAUCGGUAACGCGGUCGAGGGUUGGGUGUAAUGAUGAUGACAAUGACGAUCAUGAUGAUGUCGAUGGCGUGGAGUCGGAGAGCGAGGAAAUGCAAAGGCAUGUCGAUUUUGCUAUAACCGAAGAUGCCGAUUACGGUGGUGCGGGUGAAUCCGGGAAGCCAAACAGGCUUCAUCGCCGGGACACCCCGCACCACCUGAAAAACAAGCGUAUUCACAGCUCAAUCGACAAGGACGAAGUUGCUUCCAUCAUUGCUCAGGCAUUGAUGAAAAAGACGGAUGAAGCGCCAACGCCGACAACGAUUGUUACGACACCCGGAGCUACCACCACCUACAAGACGUACACCGGCGAGUCCAACGAGAACGUCGACGGCCACAGUCAAGGUGCGUUAUCGGACACGGAGCCGUCGAUAGAGAUCCGUGAGGAAGAGUACGAGAUUCAAAUCGAGCGUACGACCGGAGGACUGGGAUUGUCCAUCGCUGGUGGAAUAGGUUCCACGCCCUUCAAAGGCGAUGACGAAGGCAUUUUUAUCUCGAGAGUAACGGAAGGUGGGCCCGCUGAUUUAGCGGGUUUGAGGGUUGGCGACAAGGUACUAUCCGUCAACGGCAUAUCCGUCAUUAACGUAGACCAUUACGAUGCCGUUGAGGUUUUAAAAGCCUGCGGUCGUGUUCUCGUUUUGGUCAUUAUCAGAGAAGUUACGAGAAUAAUGCCACCAUCGGAACAGAUGUCUGUCAGAAAAGACUCCGUAUGUUCGAGUAUGAGUACUAGCCGAGCACCGAGUGCGACAUCUUACGUAUCUUCAACCACGCUUUCCCAUAAUCUCGAGAACGGCGAAGCCGAUGAUACGAUAAAGCGGAAAAAUUCCGAAGCCUUGAUGAGCUCGGUGAAGCCACAGAGUCCAGAUCCAUUGGUGCCCGUUCUAGUUCAUACGACAUUGAUUAGAGAUCAAAAUGGAUUAGGUUUCAGCAUUGCCGGCGGCAAAGGCUCGCCACCGCACAAGCCCAACAGUGAUUCCAUAUUUAUUUCGAGGAUAACCGAGGGUGGAGUCGCACAGAGGGAUGGAAAAUUAUGCGUCGGUGAUAAGGUCGUAUCGAUAAACGGAGUUGAAAUGACGGACGCACGACACGAGCAGGCCGUGAGCUUAUUAACGGGCCUGGAGAGGUUCGUUCGACUGGUCGUCGAGCGCGAAAUACCUCUCUCCCAGGCGAAUCCAGCCAAUCUCACACCCGCGGAAAAGUCGCCCCUGGUAAUCGGCACACCCAAGCCUUACACGGGCCUCUACAGCGCCAACAGCUACAUGGCGAACAGACCGGGCUACGCGGGCUAUCGGCGCUCCCUCGACGCCGACAAAAUUCUCUCGCCGAGUCCCACCUCGAAGACCCCGGCAUCGGCGAAGAGCGAGCCCUCGCCGGCGAUCAACGGCAUCGCCAAAAUGAACGGCGUGGACGAGAGGCCGAAGAAGAUGGCGAGUCCGCCCGCGACCUCGACACUACCGCAACCGGCCCCAAGGCAGAGCAUCAGCCAGCAGUUGCCGGCCCCGAGAUUCAACUCCCAGGUAGCCGCGGCUGCCAGCGUCACGAGCACCAGCACCAUCACGACAACGCUCGGCCAGGCGCCGACUUGGACGUCCACGUCGACGCCAACGCCAACGCCGACGCCAACGCCGACGCCGACGCCGACGCCGACACCGACACCGACACCGACACCGACACCGACAGCGACACCGACGCCCGGCGACGAGAAGAGUCCGGACUCGCAAGAGGACAUUCAGGUACCGAAGCCUAUCACCAACGAAGAAUUUCAGGCCAUGAUCCCCGCUCACUUCCUACGACCCCCGACAAACUCCUCGCCCUCACCAGAUUCCUCCCAAAAGGGACCCACCGUCACCGUGACGAUCAAGCAGCCCGACGCUCUGCCCGGGGACGUUAAUUUCCCCCCGGCGCCAAAGACUAUUGGUAAAGUUACGGAAACCAUCACAAAGAGCACUCUCACGGAGACUGUCGUGACGCGCGUCACCGACAACCAGCUGGUGAGGCCGGUCAUAAUCGAGGAUGUCAUUCUCGUUAAGGAGGGAUCACUUGGCUUUAGUAUAAUUGGAGGUACCGAUCAUUCGUGUACGCCUUUUGGAGCAAAGGAGCCGGGAAUUUUCAUUUCCCACGUCGUUCCCGGUGGUAUAGCUGCCAAGUCCGGAAAGUUGCGAAUGGGUGAUAGAAUAUUAAAGGUCAAUGGGACCGAUAUAACCAAAGCGACGCAUCAAGAGGCUGUGAUGGAAUUACUGCAACCGGGAGAUCAGAUAAUCUUAACUGUUCAGCAUGAUCCAUUACCAGAAAAUUAUCAGGAACUUUUGAUAAUAAAAGAUCCUGGUGAGAAACUAGGCAUGCAUAUCAAGGGUGGACUGAAGGGACAAAGAGGAAAUCCGCUUGAUCACACCGAUGAAGGAGUUUUUAUUUCUAAAAUCAACUCUGGUGGAGCGGCUAAGAGGGACGGGAGAUUAAAAGUUGGAAUGCGAUUGUUGGAAGUUAAUGGUACAUCGCUUCUCGGUGCAACUCAUCAAGAAGCUGUUAACAUUUUACGUAGUUCCGGAAAUACAAUUACACUCGUGGUGUGCAAAGGGUACGACAAAAAUGAAAUUGACCAAAAUUAUUUAAUUUCGGGUAGAGAUUCAAAGGAGUCAAAGACAUCCUCUAAAGAAUCCAAAGAUACUAUCACAGUUGAAGAUGCCAAAUCCUUGUCGCAGAGUGUUUCUAGUCUAGAUAGAGACGACGAAGAAGCGGCGACUUUGCGUCAAGAACAAGAAAUGAAGGCGGAAUUAGUCGCUUGGGAACAAGAAGAACGCGAACGUGCUCUAUUGGAAUUUAGAGAAAAAACUACGCCCGAAAAGGUUUUGGAUGUUGUAAGGGCAGCGGAAUCAUUAGUUAAUAAGCCUAAUAGUCCAGUCGAUUCGACGACUCCGAUUCCACCAAAAUCUCCCGGUGGAACGAAAGAUCUGAAAACCACGACUAUUGUUAUGAGUAAACAUACCUUAGCUCCACAAACUCCCCCGCCAAGUGCCGCGACGCCGUGCCCAAGAAGGAACGACUACGGAACCCUGGUGGACAGCCCGACGACGACGACGACGGCUACGCGCGUCUUCGUCUUCCCCGCUGCACAGCAAAGCCGACAGCAGUCUCAAUCCCAUUCGCAGUCCCAGGAGCGGCCCCGACAUCAACACCAACAUCAACAGCAGCAACAACAACACCACCAACACCAACGCCACCACCAUCAACAACAACAACAACAACAACAACAUCAGCAGCAUAAUUACCACGAGCAACAACAUCAGCAGCAUCAAUACCACGAGCAACAACAUCAGCAGCAUCAUCAAAAGCAUCAAUACCACGAGCAGCAACAGCAGCAACAGCAACAGGAGCAACAUGUAGUGACCGUACCGCAAACGCUGCUCUCACCGAAGAAGAAGCGUGGCAUCAGCUUCGCCAGCCUCCCCUCCCCCUACCGCAGCAAGCCCACGGCCAGCGGGGUCCCGACGGGCUACCGGGUGAGUCCGGCCCAGCAGAGGCUGCCUCCGACAGCCCUCACCGGGCCCGAGCCCCCCCCGGUCGUCACGGGCUGCAGCCCCGUUGGCCAGCGGCAGAUCGCACGCUCUGUCCGCGCCACGACCCUUCUUCCCAAGGUUGAGCCUCCUCCUCUAUCGACUUCGUCGCCAACUCCGAUUCCGCCAAAAUUAUCCGUCAGCGAUAGAAAAAGGUUGUUCGAGAAUGCUAUGGAGGAACAUUUAAAACCUUCUCCCAAACCUGAUAAGGUCUUCAGCUUCUUAAGUCAAGACGAAGUAGAAAAAUUGAAGCAGGAAGAAGAAAAGAAGAUAGCGACAUUGACGAGAGACGAGUUAAAAUCGUGGGCACAGAUCGAUGAAAACGAGGGAUUAGACGACGAUGAUACAAUUGAAGAUCAUGAUAAUAGAAGGCCAAAUAGUCGAUUGAGCUCGCGAACUGCGAUACCGAUUCUUCAGAAUGUGCCCAACAUUGUGAGGACGGCGAAAGCGGAACGUCGGCUAAAAGAACGGAUGAUUCAAGAGGGCUUACUUUCCGACGAGGAGGACGAGAGUCACCUGACACCGGCCGAGCAGAGGGCUCUCAGGGCGGAGAAACGAGCGGCUUGGAGACAGGCGCGACUCAAGUCUCUGGAGCAGGAUGCGCUGCAAGCACAGCUUGUAAUAAAGAAGAUGAGCGAGAUGAUGGACACGUCGACAAAGUUGGGCACGUCGAAGGAUAACGUGGAUAGUAAAGAUCAAAUAUCGGAGCUGGAAAAAGUACCGGAGUUUUCGACAUUAAGGCCGUCUAGCGCGGAUUUCCCGAAGCUUGCUGUGCGCAGCAAGCUGGGCCCCCCCAAAGCUGUGCGCGAGUCCGAGAAAGUAGUCGACGAGAAGGUGACGCGGCGCACCGAGGAGUACGUCGACGAGGCGACCGGCGAGUGCCGCGUUAGAACCGUCGAAUACGUCGAGAAGCUGAUCGAGCGCGAGGUACCUUGAUUGACGACGUCCAUGAACACGACCACCACGCACCUUUAUUGCCUGUACAAUCAAUAGAACAUUACUCCACGGAUUGCUCUGAUCUACGCACCGAACUCACCGUUCUUACUUCGCUGCCCGUCUCGUGCGCGCAUGAGUUCG
Messenger RNA from Ceratosolen solmsi marchali, 6895 nucleotides. It is a transcript of the gene scrib, whose product is annotated as scribble planar cell polarity protein. Gene Ontology annotation, cellular component: postsynaptic density; adherens junction; basolateral plasma membrane. The coding region runs from base 254 to 6754 and encodes 2166 amino acids. NCBI's taxonomy places the organism in Eukaryota, Metazoa, Arthropoda, Insecta, Hymenoptera, Agaonidae. The record is from RefSeq and is a predicted model, not a curated record. Gene Ontology annotation, molecular function: protein kinase binding. Gene Ontology annotation, biological process: receptor clustering; establishment or maintenance of epithelial cell apical/basal polarity; neurotransmitter receptor transport, endosome to postsynaptic membrane. The transcript has 29 exons.